Molecule: messenger RNA, 2002 nt
Organism: Erigeron canadensis
Lineage: Eukaryota; Viridiplantae; Streptophyta; Magnoliopsida; Asterales; Asteraceae
Exons: 10
Coding region: 172-1695 (507 amino acids)
Source: RefSeq, a predicted model, not a curated record
CUCUAGGGUCUUGAAUGAAACUAGGCGAUACAUGGGUCUAAAUAUGCAAAUAAUCUUCGCCAUUACGGAAAUCAAACACCGGCAUACACCCCCAUAAAUCAAUCGCAUAAAUUCCCACAAAUUUAAAGAUCAAUUUCGCUCCCUUCUUUUUCUCCAACCCAAAAAACAAAAAUGGCGACUAAAAUCACUCUAAAUAUCACUUCGAUUCUCAUAUUAGUAUUAGUUUUACAAUCUCUCUUAAUCCUAUCUUUUUGCUCCAAUCAAGACCCAGUGGAUGUACUUAAAGGCAUUGAUAUGGGACAUCCGACUAUUGAUGUUAGCCUCAUACCAAUUCAGGGAUCUUCUAAAGGAUCUAAAGAUGCUGAAGCCUGCCAACGUGUUCCUGUACAUGGCAUCUCCAGGAUGAAACUUCAGAGUUAUGCUAAAGCAUAUCGAGUUAUGCUAGUUCCUUCGGUAGUAAUCCCUGAUAAAUGGCACAAUAGGAUACAAAUUUGUUUUCACGGGAAUGCUUCUCUUGGUUCAUGCCAGUGUGAAAAGGAUGAUUGGAGAACUAUUCAUAAGGGGUUAUGGAGUUCCAUUAUGUCACCUUAUGAGCAAAGAUUUGUUGAUGUGAAGUUUGUUGAUGGCGUUUCCGGUUCUGUAACAGUCACGCUUGAUGAAGUGUCACAAGGAUGGCGCUACAUCUUGCUUAUAAUGGGAAUUGCGUUACUAUUCUUGGCACCUACUGUUAGCAACUGGGUCCCAUUUUACUAUACCAGUUCUAUGGCGAUUGGAGUUUUAGCUGUUGUUCUCAUACUACUGUACCAGGGGAUGAAGUUAUUACCUACUGGCAGGAAAAGUGCCUUCUAUUUAAGUAUGUAUACAUCACUGCUUGGUGCAGGAUCUUUUCUUGUUCACUAUGUCGCAAUGUUUGUCAAUUCAAUACUUGCAAAUUUUGGAUUCAGUCAAGAGAUGCAAAACCCGGUUUCGGUGUUUCUGCUGCUUUCAAUCAUUCUUUUAGGAGCCAGCCUCGGUUAUUGGCUGGUGCGCAAAUAUAUUAUUUCAGAAGAUGGAGAUGUUGAUGAGGACGUGGCCCUAUUUAUAAAAUGGGCUAUGCGUGUCAUUGCAGUCACUUCCAUAUUCCUGAGCUCUAUUGACACUCCAUUGGCAUUGGCAGCAGUCGGGUCAUCUUUGGCACUAUAUUAUGCAAUUAGUUCUAUUCAGUGGUGCAAUGAUGAGGUUCCAACAUCAUCCAGGAGACUGAAGCUGUGGCAACAUAGUGGACAAAAAACACCAAAAGUUGGAGGCGCUGAAUUCCUUAGCCGCCCCAAAAAGUUUAGCCCGUUGGGAAGUCCAUGGGACGGUCCAAGAAAUUCGUUUGCCUGGUCUGACUCCCCAGUCAAAGGUAUAAUCAAUGCAUCAGUAGAUAGAGGGUCACCCGGAAGUCAACAAGAUUUUUACUCGACGUUUCACAAGACCCCAAAUAGAAAGAAGUUCUCCAAGAAAGAAUGGGUGGAAUUCACUGAAAAAUCAACCAGAGAAUCGGUUGCUGAGCUGGCAUCUACCCCUGAAUUCACUGAAUGGAUGAUCAAUAAUGCCAACAGAAUCAAACUCCUUCCCAACAAUGGAUCAGAUGAUGAUGGAAGCGGAUCAGAUUCUACAGAUGGAUAUGGGGUAAAGAAUUCAAAAAGAUCUCGUAUCUUCAGCUGGCGGUAGCUACAAUUCACCGAUUUUCUGGUUUUGGUCGGGGUUGAUGUACUUGCGAUUAUCUUAGAAGUUUUAGAGAUGAAAAUUUGUGUAGCUUCAAGUCUUUGUUCGUCUUCUUGGACUGUUUACCAAGUAGAGUUUGCGGUAAGCUUUCAGUGGAAUGUAUAUAUAGUUUUCAUUGUUUGAUGUAUAAGUCAGUAGUUUAGGCUGAUUUUUACUAGUGACUAUCAUAGCAACAAACCUUACUCAUGUGUUUACUGUUAGAUGAUUAUAAUGAUUUUCUUUAGUGAUAUAAAGUUCAUUUUGACAGGUUUCA